This is a messenger RNA of Lycium barbarum (goji berry), 3495 nucleotides long. RefSeq names its product putative pentatricopeptide repeat-containing protein At3g16890, mitochondrial. Gene Ontology annotation, molecular function: protein binding. NCBI's taxonomy places the organism in Eukaryota, Viridiplantae, Streptophyta, Magnoliopsida, Solanales, Solanaceae. The record is from RefSeq and is a predicted model, not a curated record. Bases 97 to 2154 code for a protein of 685 amino acids. The transcript has 4 exons.
UUAUUUUUAAGUUUAUAUGGAGGUGAUUAAUAACAGAGUCUUGAACAAAACUAUUAUAGAGCGAGAUCUGUACUUUGGAAAGGGGAAUGAAAGAGUAUGAGAAGGUUUUCCUCCCUAGCUUCAAGGGCUUCUUUCACCAAUCUCUCUAAACAAAACCAUAAUUCCCUCACACCAAAAACUUCAAAUCUUGCCACCACUAGCAACCCCAGCACUGAACAAAGGAAUUCCAACACUUCAACCGCAGCUAAAAAAGGACACUUUAUUGACCAUGAGUAUUUUACCCAGAUUCUUGCAAGAAAAGACUGGUAUUUAUUGCUAAACCAUGAGUAUAAAGCCAAGAGGGUUACUUUGAAUCAACAAGCAGUUGUUAGUAUUUUGCAAAAUCAAGAAAACCCGUUACACCCUUUGAGAUUUUAUGUUUGGGUUUUGAAUAUUUGCCCCUCUUUUUCCAAGAAUCAAUCAGUUAAAGGGGUUUUAGGUAAUGUACUUUAUAGAAAAGGUCCACUUUUGUUGUCAGCUGAGCUAGUUCUCGAUAUCAAGAAUUCUGGAAAUGUAGUUACUGUUGACUUGCUUUGUGUUUUGAUUGGUAGUUGGGGGAGAUUAGGGUUAGGGAAGUAUUGUGCUGACAUUUUAGAGCAAGUUUCUUAUUUGGGGCUUGCUCCUAGUGCUAGGUUGUAUAAUGCGGUAAUCGAUGCGUUGAUCAAGUGCAACUCACUUGACUUAGCUUAUUUAAAGUUUCAGCAAAUGCAGGUCGAUAACUGUAAUCCGGAUAGGUUUACGUAUAAUAUUCUCAUUCAUGGAGUUUGUAAGGCUGGGGUUGUGGAGGAGGCGCUCCGUCUGGUGAAACAUAUGGAGGGGGUGGGGUACUCUCCCAAUGUGUUUACUUACACAAUUUUGGUUGAGGGGUUUUGUAAUGCUAAAAGGGUGGACGAGGCAUUUGAGCUCUUCGGUGUAAUGAAGAGUAGGGGUGUUGUUCCGAAUGAAGCUACUGUAAGAUCAUUGGUUAAUGGGGUAUUUCGCUGUAUGCCACCAGAUAAGGCCUUUGAAUUGUUAUUUAGGUGGUUAGAGAAAGAAACUGUCUUGCCUAAUGUAGCUUGUUCUUCCAUGCUACAUUGCCUUAGUACUAAUCUUUUGCCAAGAGAAGCAGCUCAACUUUUAAGAAUAUCAAUUGAUAGAGGUUACUCACUGGAUAACUCAACUCUUAACAUUGUACUUACUUGUUUAAUCAAAGGAUUAGAGCUUGAUGAUAUUUGUCGGAUGUUAGACUUCAUCACUGUUCGAGGGGUGAAGGUUAGUGUUGAUAUUUAUCUUGCACUUGCUGAUGCUCUUUAUAAAGCAGGGAGAGUAGAACAGGGGAACGGAUAUUUGGACCAGAUGUUUAAGGAUGGUCUUGUAUCUAACACAUUCUUUUAUAACCGGGUCAUUGAUUGCUUUUGCAAAAUCAAAAUGAUGGACAAAGCAUCAGAAGCUUUCAAAGAUAUGCUUCAGAGAGGUGUCACUCCCAAUGUUGUAACUUUUAACACACUUAUUACUGGAUAUGCCAAGGUAGGAGAGGUUAAGAAGGUACAUGAGCUACUAGUCAUGCUACUGGAACAUGGUUUUCGACCAGACAUUUUUACGUUUAGUUCACUGAUUGAUAGCCUUUGUAGAGUUAACCGGAUUGACGAUGCGUUAGACUGUUUCACAGAGAUGGUAGAAUGGGGAGUUGCUCCAAACGCUGUUACGUACAAUAUCUUAAUUCGUGCACUUUGUGUCAUCGGGGAUGUUGGUAGAUCACUGAAAUUAUUAAGAAAAAUGCAAGGUGAUGGAAUAAAGGCAGAUGUUUUCUCCUUCAAUGCCUUAAUUCAAAGUUUUUGUAGGAUGAAUAAGAUUGAUGAGGCACAACGGCUUCUGCUAAGCAUGUUGACACUAGAUUUGAACCCUGAUAAUCAUACUUAUGGUGCUUUUAUCAGAGCCUUAUGUAACUCUAGGAGAUUUGAUGAAGCCAAGAACUUGUUUUUCUCAAUGAAAGCAAAUGGAUGCAUCCCCGACGUUUUGACAUGUAAAUUAUAUAUUGAUUCAAUUAUCCAAUCAGGUCGUACUGAAGAAGCUCAGGAUGUUUUAAGGGAGUGCAUAAAAAGGGGAAUGCUAUCGGAACCCGUUACUUCUUCGUAGUAUCUUUGAUUUAGGAUUGAUUAUCCCUUAAUGCUCCCAAGCUACGUUGCUUGUUAGCGAAUCAUGAACAUAAACCUGCUCUCUUGAUUCAUCAGGCUGGGUUAUGCUCUAUAUUAUUGAAGCCAAAUGCACUAUAGAGACCGACAGUGAGGCUUCAGUGUUCGAAUCUGACAGUGAGGCUCCAUCAGUCACAGGGUCAUAUUAUUCUUCUGGGGAGAGUGACUCAAGUGAUAGUUCUUCAACUUAUUCAGAGUAAGAGGAAGAAGAAGAAGCAGUAGCAGAAGAAGAGAAGACACCCGAAAUACUGCUCAACAUCUGAGCCCUCUGAUUUGUACUCAGAUUCCAGGUCUGAUUCUGAAGAGCGGACUAGCCGUAAGAAAAGCAGCAGGAGGCAUAACAGAAAGCAGCAGGAGGCAUAACAGAAAGCAGUGAAGCAUUGAACAAGAUGAGAACUCCAUAUGUGGAAGGGAAUGAGCUGAGAAAGCUAGCAACAUUCCAGCUAUCUUUAGAUCUAAAAGAAUUGUUACUACUUGUUUCUCUGUGGGAUCAGGAAUAACUAUCUUGGUGCUUUGCAUUAAACACCUCUUUUGAUCUUAAGAAAUGUGAUUUUCUUUUCAAGGGCCUAACUUAAGGGAAAAGAAGGAAGUUACUGGCAUGGUCUUAUCAAUGACAAAGUCUAAACUGAUAUUUCUACCCGUUAUAGAUACUUCGCUGUGCAUAUGAAGAUGGAGCUCCUUGUUUAGGUCUCAUACAUUAAACCUGGGUGUGUAUUGGUAAAAAUAUUUUUCCUGUCUUCUUACAUGUUUGUGUGUUCAUGCAGCUUCUGGCUGCUGUGGCGAAGUUUUUCUCUUCUUUCCUUUCAGCAUCUAUGGUCACAAAAGUAUCAACAUUCUGUUCUAAGUUGGCCAUUUUGGGUUAGGAUGGUUGUUCUUUUGGGGUUUAAAUGAAAUGUACAAUGGCAGAAGUUCAAUCACCCCUCAGUGCUCAACCGAGCAGACUAGGAAAAGGAAGGAUCACUUAGAAGUGAUGCUGUCCCGUCUUUCACAAUUCCAAAAAUGGAAGCUGGGUUUGGUCUUUAACAAUUCCAAAAUGGAAGUUGUCCCAUCUCAUUAUUUCUGUCCUCCAGGCUAAGCAAUCAUCAAGACACAGCCCUCUGUAUCAAUGUAUUUCUGUCACCAAUGCUUGUAUGAGGAAUUUGUGUUACUAAAUGCUUGUAUUGAGAAAUCGUAGCAAUGGCAAAUUGUCAGUUUAUUCCGUCACAUAUACUAUUUCGCAAAUGUGAACACUUCGAGAUGAAUUCUUGAUAUGCUUAUCUAAAGAAUGAAUGUAGGUCUUCACACC